This is a messenger RNA of Micromonas commoda, 457 nucleotides long. RefSeq lists its product with no specific name. Lineage: Eukaryota; Viridiplantae; Chlorophyta; Mamiellophyceae; Mamiellales; Mamiellaceae. The transcript has a single exon. The record is from RefSeq and is a predicted model, not a curated record. Bases 47 to 457 code for a protein of 136 amino acids.
UUUAGCGCGUGCGCCUCUAAUAGACUAAUCAAUCUAGCAGCUAGGUAUGCUAUUUCUCGCGACGCGUUCGGCUCUCCAUUCAGCUUUCAACACUCCACGUGAGUGUCGCGCAGUCCGCGGAUGGCACCGGUUGCCUAUCCGGCGGACCUCCAACCGGCAAACCACACAUCAGGUCCAUCAUCGCCGGCUCCAGGAGGUUGCGAUACGGCAGCACGCACGCCGGCAGCGCGUAGCACCCGCCGAGUCUGCACGACGCCCAGUACGCCAGCGCGCGGCGAAGCGGGGGACUCUCCGCGAGCAAAACCUCGGCGGGAACCGGGCCCUCCAGGGCGCACCGCAGCGCCCACGCGCCGCCGGGGCUGCCGAACCCCACAAGAGUGGGUGGAUCGUUGCGAGCCUUCACGCAUUCAUCGAUUUUUUGCGCCUCAGCGACGAUGAGGUGCGCCAGGCGAGCUGA